UUUUUUAUUUUAUAAUAAAUAAUAUAAAUUUUAUUCUCAGUUUAUCUAAUAAGAUAUGUCGUUAAAACAAAAAGCAAUAACACUGUGACUAAAAAUCACUACAGACUUAAGAAUACCUAUCUAGUCAAUAGCUGUAACAAAACAAUCAUAAAGAUGGGAAACCAAUUGGUAGGUGUUGCGCCCUCACAGAUUUAUCCAGUGGAACAUUAUUUGAAUGACCACGGAGAUUUAGCAUUUGAUCAGAGCUUAGGCUCCACAAGAUUCUUCAAGGUUGCACGGGCAAGAACACGAGAGGGCUUAGUUGUAGUCAAAGUUUUUGCUAUCCAUGACCCCUCUUUGCCUCUGGCUGAACAUAAAGAGAGGAUACUAAAGAUUAAGGAACAGCUAGCAUCUGCUUUCAACUGCCUACCCUUUCAACGAGUUAUUCUUACAGACAAAGCGGGCUUACUUAUAAGGGAGUACUGCAAAUGUAGUGUAUAUGAUAGAAUGUCUACGAGACCUUUUCUGUCAGUGUUAGAGAAGAAAUGGAUUACAUUCCAAGUGCUGUAUGCAUUGCAUAGAAUGCAUAAACUGGGCAUAUGUCAUGGAGAUAUAAAGUUAGAAAACAUAAUGGUCACAUCUUGGCUGUGGGUUCUAUUGACUGAUAUAGCAUCAUUCAAGCCCACAUUCCUACCUGAUGACAAUCCAGCUGAUUUCAGUUACUUCUUUGACACAUCAAGAAGAAGAUUGUGUUAUGUAGCUCCAGAGAGAUUCAUACGAGCUCCAGACCCUAUAAGUAGGAUUGGUGAUGACAAAGCUGGUGGGAUGCUAUUGAGUGAAUCACCUUGCAGGAUUGGUGAGCUGGUGCCUAGCAUGGAUAUCUUUUCAACAGGAUGUGCCUUAUUAGAGCUAUGGAAUGAGGGCACCCCAGCUUUAGAUCUGACGGGAUUGCUGGCGUACCGCAACGGCGAGGAGCGACCUUCCACUUUGACCCUGCCUGACACAUGUGACCCUGACCUUAGAAAGCUUUUACAUUCUAUGACAGAAAGGAACCCGAAAGAUAGACGAAGCGCCGAACUUUACCUAGAUGAAGCUAGGGGCAAAUUAUUCCCAGAGUAUUUUUAUUCGUUUCUCCAGUCUUAUAUGCUUAUAUUCUCGGCACAACCAAUUUUACCGGCCGACGAGAAAAUUACAAGAAUAUAUCAGGACAUAAAGAAUAUUAUCAAAAUAUUCACGCAGCCGUCAGAUGCAAAAAAUUAUCAGGAUUUAGUUGACGAGACGACGGAAGCGAAGAAAGUUGAAAUAGAUUCGUUGGAGGGAUUUAAAGUACUGAAUGUAAAAGUAGCGGAUAUUGAGGAUGAGCCAGAAAAGACUCCGGAGCCCAAAGACCUGGGUCCAGACAGUGAGGGUUUGAUUCUGAUAACAUCUUUAGUGACGUCAUGUAUACGAGGCUUACACCACUGUACCUCUAAGUUACAUUGCCUAGAGAUAUUACAAUUGCUCUGCGAAAACUCAAGUUCAGAAACGAUUUUAGAUCGAAUAUUACCCUAUAUUAUCCACCUAUCCCAAGCGCCCGAGGCGCGCGUCCGCGCCGCCGCGGUGCGGUGCGCGGCGCGCUGCCUGCGGUGCGUGCGCGCGCUGCCGCCGACGGACUGCCACGUGUUCCCCGAGUACGUGCUGCCCGAGCUCGCGCCGCGUGCCGCUGACCCCGCCCUGCCCGUGCGCAUCGCGUACGCCGAGAGCGUUGCAAAGUUGGCGGAGACGGCAGUGUGGUUCCUGGACCAAACGCAGAACAUGGUUGAGAAAGAGGCUGUCAACAUCAACUAUGAAACUGAGCUGUCCGCGCUGCACGAAAUGGUUAGGUCCACAGUUCUAAAUCUCCUGACAGACUCGCAGGCGGUGGUAAAACGUGCACUUGUCGAGAAUGGAAUCACCAAACUAUGCGUGUUUUUUGGGAAACAAAAAGCAAACGACGUGAUUCUGUCGCACAUGGUGACGUUUUUGAACGACAAAGAGGAGGCGGCGCUGCGUGGGUGUUUCUUCGAGCGGGUGGUGGGCGUGGCCGCGUACGUCGGCCAGCACGCCGCGUCCAUACUGCUGCCGCUGCUGCAACAGGGCUUAACAGAUCAGUCGGAGUGGAUAAUCGCGAAGGCACUACGCGCGGCGACAAGUCUGGCGGAGCUGGGUCUCCUGCCGAAGCCCGCAUUGUGCGACCUCCUGGCUGAGAGCGCUGUAUACCUUGCGCAUCCUAAUUUAUGGAUCCGUCACGAAGUGUGUGGGUUCGUAUCCUGUAUCGCUGGUCUGAUGAACCAAAUCGACGUGCACUGUAAAAUCCUGCCUCUAGUGUGGCCGCAUCUCAAACACAAACUCAUACAGGUGGAGCGAGCAGAGUUGCUAUUAGAAAGUCUAGCGGAGCCGAUACCGCGCAAAGUAUUGGAUGGAGUACUGCGGCAUGGUGACGUCAAUAGACUCGUGCAGACGCUGCGCGAGCGACGCAACGCACGGCUCAAGGUAAAACAAGGAACAAUGCCACAAUAUUCCGAAAUGGGACAGCAACUCAAGAAUUUAUUUAGGAGAUUAGCCUCUGAUGGUAUGACAGAACAUGUCGAAAAUCAGCUACUUGCGAUGAGCGCUCACCUUAUAAAGAUACAGAGCUCCGCUACACAGCACGCGUCAGACACUCCGGGUCGCCUGGUGUCCAACGGCAUCGGCAUCUCCAAGUCCGUCCAACUCGACAGCGGCCCCGCCGAAGCUAUAGGCCAGAACGUUGACAAAAUGUAUGCCGCUACUACACAGAGCAGACGAGUCCAAAAAACGUCAAUAUCCCAAGAGACGCACAUGAACACGGAAUGGCAACACAUGUUCGGACAGGCCUCAGAACAAGCCUCUACGAUCUCAAAAGCGACGGAGGCGUUGCCGCAAACGGAGAGCGUGCACGCAAGUGCGGGCGCGAGCGUGCGUGCGGGCAGCGCGCCGCCGCCGCAGUUCGCGCAGAGUUCUACAUACGUACAGUAUAAUAUGGCCCCCUGUCGAGUGGAACUUAGAAAUUUAAUAGCGCGGACGCAACAGAAAUUCCAGAAGUCUCUUAGGUCUCACGACGAUCACGUGGACUCUAGCGAGGACCUGUCACCGCCGGCGAGCUGGCGGCCCGGCAACCAGCUGCUGGCCUAUUUACACGAACAUAGGAGCCGCGUGAACCAGCUGGCGCGGCUGCCGGCGCACCGCAGCGUGUUCGCGUCGUGCUCCGACGACGGCACCGUGCGACUGUGGGACGCCGCCAAGCUGCAGGGACACGCCUACGUCAACAGAUCGAAAUCGAUGUAUAAUCGCGGCGCGGGCCCCGUGAUCGGGCUGGCGGCGUGCGAGGGCGGACACUCCCUCGUCGCCGCUACUGAGGGCUCCAUCUUCGUGCUCAGGGUGGACAACGCGUCAGGUCGCAUGUGCCUGUCACAGUCGCGGCAGCUGAGCGGCUCGGGGCUGGGCGGAGCGGCGGCGUUGGCGUGCGCGGGCGGCGCGGGGGGCGGGGUCAUCGCGUACGCCACGUACGACGGCGCGCUCGUCGGCUGGGACCUGCGGGCGCCGGGUAACGCGUGGAAGCUGCGCGGCGACGUGCGGUGCGGCGUGGUGACGGCCCUGUCGGCGCGCGCGGGCUACCUCGCCGUCGGCACCGCCAGCGGCGCGCUCGCCGUCUGGGACCUGCGCUUCCAGCUGCCCGUCACGUCGCUCAGACAUCCUAACUCGGAACGCAUACGUCGCAUCGUAUCCUUCGACAGCGAACCGGGAGGGUCGCGGGUGUGGACGGCGGGGGGACGCGACGCGGCGGCGUGGUGCCUAGAGUCCACGCAGCGCACGCACGCGCUGUGGCCCGCCACCAACUCGCCGCAGCCGCUGCACUAUAGCGCACCGGCGUCGCAAUACAUAUCGGCGUUGUGCGUGGCGGGCGGGCGGCGCGUGAUCACGGGCGGGUCGGACGCGCGUCUGCGCCUGUGGGACCUCGCGCAGCCUGACGACUCGCUGCUGCUCGUGCCCGCGCAGGCCGACACGCUCGCGCCGAAGUACAGGAGCCUAAUAAUAGAUGGCACCACGGUAAUACAGGAGUGCUGCAAGGCCAACCCGUCCACGCCAGUGCUGGACGACAACGUCUACCGGCAGGUGGAGUCGCGCACCUUCUACCACACAGCUCCGAUAACUGACGUCACGCUGGUCGAGGGGAACAAGUGCUAUCUGGUCAGCGCCUCCGCUGAUGGCAUCAUUAAUGUGUGGAAGUAGUGGUGAGAUAAAGGCAAGUAAGGUAAAUGACUAGUAGAUUGGACAGUACUAGUCAUUGGAAAAAGCA
Aricia agestis (brown argus) is the source of this 4315-nucleotide messenger RNA. It is a transcript of the gene Vps15, whose product is annotated as phosphoinositide 3-kinase regulatory subunit 4. Gene Ontology annotation, biological process: macroautophagy; autophagy of peroxisome; protein phosphorylation. NCBI's taxonomy places the organism in Eukaryota, Metazoa, Arthropoda, Insecta, Lepidoptera, Lycaenidae. Gene Ontology annotation, molecular function: ATP binding; protein binding; protein serine/threonine kinase activity. The transcript has 28 exons. The coding region runs from base 154 to 4248 and encodes 1364 amino acids. The record is from RefSeq and is a predicted model, not a curated record. Gene Ontology annotation, cellular component: phosphatidylinositol 3-kinase complex, class III, type I; late endosome; nucleus-vacuole junction.